UGGUGCAAUAAGCUAAAAUAAAACAAAUUUUUUUCUUAUUCUAACUAGUGCAGCAGUGCAAGAAUAAAAAACUAAUCUAAAGAACAGGCUUCAGGUAUCCUAAAUUAAACCAUAUCGAAAAUGUCAAACGUUUUUUUUUUUUUUUUUUUUUUUUUUUUUUGAGAGUUUAAUGUCAGAUCUACUUGCAGUAGAUAGCAACAAAUUGUUGUUUAACAUUUGAAUGAAUAGGUUAUGACAUAUGGAUGGUAGCAGCUUGUGUGAAGUUAGGCGAUGUUUGCAAGCGGGAAAUACAAAUCUCCAUUCGUAAAGUUUCGAUAUAAACUCAUUCAUAAUAAACGAUUUAUGAUAAAUUCUGCGGUUUUAGAAUCUAAAAUUUAUAAUUCUAAAAUUAUAUUCCGGUGAAAAUAAAAAUCCGAGUGUAAGUCAAAUGUAAGAAGAGAGUGAUAAAAGUGUAAGCGAAACUUUUAUGAAGCGUCAAUGCUUUCUUUUACAUCAUUGUUUCAAUUUACGUUUUAUUCAGAAAUUUUGUUUACGUUUCUAUUACUUUCUCCUUGCAUUCUACUUUUGUUCCAAUUGAUAUUUUUUUUAAGGUAUGAACAAUUAUACGAACAAUUAUUUCAACAUAAUGAAUUUAUUAUUAAAGUUAAUAUAUAAUUUUAUUAUUUAUAUUAAAAAGGUAUUCUAGUAUAGAGUGCACAAGAAGUUUGUUUACUUUUGGAAAAUUUUUUAAAUACUGCUACAUAGCUUUCUAUAUCUUUAUACUUGUAUAUAUUUAAUAAAUAAUUUAAUCUACAAAUUUUGAUAUAGUUAAAUGUUUAUCGAUUUUUACAUUUUAUAAAUUUCAAAACACAUUUUUUAAGUUAACUGACAUGAUUUUUUUUUUAAUACUGGAGUUAAUUGGUUUUAACGUUUACAUAUAUUAGUAAAGAUUAUUGACUUUUGGAGAAAUCGUGUCAGCCAACUUGAAAAAAUGUAUUUUCCAAUUUAGAUAAUGUAAGAUAAUAAAUAUUUUAUCGUAUACAAAUUUAUAAAUAUUUAUUAAAUGUAUAUCUAGAUACUUAGAUAUAUAAAAAUAUAGAAAAAUAUGCAGCAGUUAAAAAAAAUAGAUCACUUCUGUAGACUAAUUUUUAUCAUUUGUAUAGCAAAACAUAUACACAUACAACACAUACAAUAUUUCUAUGCUGUUUAAAUAACUUUCACUAUUAUCAGUUUAUAGGUAACAUACACUCUAUAAUUUUGGGAUUAUAAAUUUAGUUAGAAAGUUAUAAAAAUUUGUACGAUUUAUAUAAUAUAAAUUUGUAAAUUAUUAAUUCUUAAGUAUAUGAUAAUAAUUGUUAUUUUGCUAUAUUAUAAUGAUUAUUUAGUAAAUAUAUUUUUAUGUAUUAUAUGUUAAUAAACAUUGUGAUUGUUUAGGUCUUUUUAACGAUACGUAGAAAAGAUGAUCGUUAAUUAUUCCAACAAUUUGUUGAAAAAUAUUCAUGAAAAUUUAACCUUACCAGAUAAUGGCGAGACAUACUUGGUGCAAGGAGAUUACGAGUAUUGGCAUUAUGGUUGCGACGGUUUUAAUGAUAGGGGUUGGGGAUGCGGAUAUAGGACACUUCAAACUAUUUGCUCAUGGAUUAUAAAUAAUGAGAAUUUAGAAAAAAAUGUUCCAAGCGUUAGUAAAAUACAAGAGAUCCUUGUCGAGGUGGAGGAUAAAGACAGAUCGUUUAUCGGAUCGAGAGAAUGGAUAGGAAGCUUUGAAGUAUCCGUUGUUUUAAAUCAACUUUACGAAAGUCUUAGCAAAAUAAUUCACGUCUCGAGCGGGAAGAGCUUGAUCGACCAAGUGGAUAACAUUAAAAGACACUUUGAGCGAUUUGGCAGUCCAAUUAUGAUGGGUGGGGACAGAGACUGCUCUAGCAAAUGUAUAGUAGGAUUGCAUAUCGGAAACGAAAGUGUGUAUCUGUUAAUUGUGGAUCCGCACUUUGUCGGAAGAGCGAAAAGUGCGGAGCACUUGAAGAAAGAUCAAUGGGUAAAGUGGCAAAAUUUGACUGAUUUCAUCGAUAGCUCAUUUUACAAUCUGUGUCUACCGCAACUCAAGUACCGUGGACUGGGCGAUAAACAAUAUUAAAUAUUGCAUAUAAAACAAAUGUAAUAAUGUAGAAAUGGAAAUGUAAAUGUGAGAUUAUAGUUUAAUAUAAAAUAGAGAGGUUGAACGUAGACAAAUAGAUAAAAGACAAAUGUAAAAGAUAAUGAAAUAAAAAAGAUAGUAAUAGC
Monomorium pharaonis (pharaoh ant) is the source of this 2256-nucleotide messenger RNA. RefSeq names its product ufm1-specific protease 1 (gene Ufsp1). The transcript is spliced from 3 exons. NCBI's taxonomy places the organism in Eukaryota, Metazoa, Arthropoda, Insecta, Hymenoptera, Formicidae. Bases 1439 to 2110 code for a protein of 223 amino acids. The record is from RefSeq and is a predicted model, not a curated record.